AUGAUCGUUGUCAGCUGGAACUGUCGUGGAAUGGCGGCCCCAUCGGCAGUGUCUGAACUAAGGAGUAUUUGUAAAUAUCUUAGGCCGUCUGUUUUGUUUCUUAUGGAGACUAAAGCUAGCAAUCUUAGCUGUGUUAGGCUUAAAAGAACUUUGGGUUUUGAUAAUAUGUUUUGUGUUGAAUCCCGGGGGUUGUCCGGGGGGCUGUGUCUGUUUUGGAAAAAUAAUCUAAGUGUUAAUGUUUAUGCCUGGUGUGAUAGCUUUAUUAAAGCUCGGAUAAGCGUUACUAAUGAUAUAGAUUGGGAAGGGAUUUUUGUUUAUGGCCAUCCCAAUUAUAUGAGAAGAAAGGAGUUAUGGAAUGAGUUAACUUAUGUAAAUAAUAAUCUGCAUGUACCAAGGGCUUUUAUUGGGGACUUCAAUGAUGUAAUUUCACAGCAUGAGAAAGUGGGUCUGCAUCCAAAGCCGACUAGUCAGAUUGAUACUUUUAGGCGUUUUGUAGAUAAGAAUGCUCUCAUGGACUUGGAAUUACAAGGGACAAAAUAUACAUGGUUUAGUAACCCUAGGAAUGGUUUUGUUACUAAAGAAAGGAUAGAUAGAGUGCUUGCUAAUUGGGAGUGGAGGAAAGCUUUCCAACAUGCCACCCUUUCUGCCUUACCAGCUGUUUCUUCUGAUCAUACGCCUUUAGUUCUCAAUGUCAAACCCAGGGGAAAAAGGAGUGGAUGCUUUAAAUUUGAGGCUUUUUGGACUGAUCAUGCUGAUUGUGGUAAUAUCAUAAAGAGAGGAUGGAACAGUGUCUGUAAUACUACAGUUGAUCAUUGGACCAAUUUAACUCGAAGGAUGAAUAGUUGUAAAUAA
Arachis ipaensis is the source of this 852-nucleotide messenger RNA. RefSeq lists its product as uncharacterized. Gene Ontology annotation, molecular function: catalytic activity. The record is from RefSeq and is a predicted model, not a curated record. Lineage: Eukaryota; Viridiplantae; Streptophyta; Magnoliopsida; Fabales; Fabaceae.